This is a messenger RNA of Platichthys flesus (European flounder), 2380 nucleotides long. It is a transcript of the gene cdk5r1b, whose product is annotated as cyclin dependent kinase 5, regulatory subunit 1b (p35). The record is from RefSeq and is a predicted model, not a curated record. The transcript is spliced from 2 exons. NCBI's taxonomy places the organism in Eukaryota, Metazoa, Chordata, Actinopteri, Pleuronectiformes, Pleuronectidae. Gene Ontology annotation, cellular component: cytoplasm; protein kinase 5 complex. The coding region runs from base 1472 to 2380 and encodes 302 amino acids. Gene Ontology annotation, biological process: positive regulation of cyclin-dependent protein serine/threonine kinase activity; brain development; activation of protein kinase activity. Gene Ontology annotation, molecular function: cyclin-dependent protein serine/threonine kinase activator activity; protein kinase binding.
UAUAUUAUACAGUUGGAAAAUAAAUCAAACAAAAGCUAUUAACACAAUGUGGAAAUGUGUGAUGGUGAUAUUUAUUUGACAGUUGUUGUUGUUGUUGUAUAAUGUUUUGUCUACAUAAUGUUAUUUGCUAAUCCUGUAAAGUGUCGUUAAAUAUAUCUUGAAUACAUUUCAUUAAACUGAAGCGUGUAGCUUGCAAUCACGACGUGCAUUCAGAACCUUUUAAUUUGAACAAUAAAAUACACAAAUUGAAUUAUUUUGUGUCCGUGUUCUGAGGAGAAUGUCCAUCAUUAAUUCAAAUCCAGUGAAUUGUCUUCACUUGGAAUCGUUGUUUGUUUCUAAAGAACAAAUCAAUAAUUGGCAUCUUACUGGGCAACUCAAAGCCAAUCAGGGAAUUUUGGAAUGAAAUGGAUAACAACUAUAAGAGGUCAAAAAGGUUAUUUCUUAUACAAUAAUAUUACACACGUAUGUUAUUAAACUAAGGCAAACAGCUUAUAGGAGAAACGCUGGAUCAGCUCCUCAAGAACAAAUGAUGUGUUUGUAGCUUUAUAUUUCUGAUCAACAGGAGAAUUUCAAUACAUCAUAUUUGCAUAAAACAAGAAUAUCUAUUGCUCAAAUGGUAAAUUCUGUUUUAACCACGAGUCAUAUUGGAGUUUAUACUGUUUGGAUAUGAUACACAGGUUGAGAUUAUUGUAAAAGCCUAAAAGGUGAUUUAAAUAUAGGUCAAUGACGUAAUGCAAAGGUGCAAUAUGGGUCUAUAGGGUUGUUUUUAUAAAUCCAUGGCUCCCAACUCGCUGAGAGAAGACGCAGUUGAUUAUGUGAGGUUGGAGCCGUGAAGGAAAUCAUGCAGUGGGUUCACUGGGUUCACUUCACAUGAUCUGCUGCUGGUUGUGUGUCUAUAGGCGGAGUAGUUUCCCAGCAGAGAGCGCACAGCGGCGCCCCACCACCGCCUUUGCGUCAGUCUGUGGCUCCAUCCACAACAUCAGCCUUCGCAGCAUCCGCGUCUCACGGCCAGGAGGACCAGUAGCACAUCCUCAUCCCAGCAUCCAUUCCACAACUGCCUCCAUCGCCUGCGCACCGCCUGCACCGGGCGUGCUCCUCCACCUCUGGCUUUCUCCUUCUCGAUUUCUGCCUCGACUCGGAUUACACCCUUUGUGGCUUUUCAUUUCUCCGACAUGGUUUUUCAGUUUUAACCAUAAGGAAACACCUCGCACCAGGCUGGAGAUCUGCAGCGUCCAUCUGGAGUCGACACAAAGAGCCGAGCUGCAGCAGAGCCGGUUUCUGUGGAGGUGAUCGUUAUCCCCUCAGAGAGGAGCUCAGAGGACAUCUCCCUCAAGGCUUUAGAUGCCCAGCGGCCGCCUGUAGCCCGGGACCCUCGUCUCCCAGAAGCUCUGAGACCCUCAGCAUCUCCCCCUGGCAGACGCUCAUCUGACCCAGAGCGGCUAAAGCCCCUGGAAGCCCCCCCGCAGUCACAAUGGGAACCGUGCUGUCUUUGUCCCCCAGCUACCGGAAGGCGGCCCUCUUCGAGGACGGGUCGGCCACCGUGGGUCACUACACGGCGGUCCAGAACAGCAAGAAUGCCAAAGACAAGAACCUGAAGCGCCACUCGCUCAUCAACGUGCUGCCCUGGAAGCGGAUUGUAGCCGUGUCGGCCAAGAAGAAAGGCUCCAAGAAGGUGCAGCCCAACGGCACCAACCAGAACAAUGUCUCCCAGCUGAACAAUGAGAACCUGAAGAAGUCACAGUCCUGUGCAAACCUCUCCACCUUCACCCAGGAUCAGACCACUCCGGCAGUCACCAAGAACUCCAACAACACGGUGUCGUCCGUGAAGAAGGCUCCUCUGACCAACUCCAACGUGGUCCCCGGGACCCCGAAGAGGGUGAUCGUCCAGGCCUCCACCAGCGAGCUGCUGCGCUGCCUCGGGGAGUUUCUGUGCCGGCGCUGUUACCGGCUGAAGCACCUGUCGCCCACCGACCCGGUGCUGUGGCUGCGCAGCGUGGACCGCUCCCUGCUGCUCCAGGGCUGGCAGGACCAGGGAUUCAUCACCCCGGCCAACGUGGUCUUCGUCUACAUGCUGUGCCGCGACGUGGUCUCCUCCGAGGUGGCCACGGAGCACGAGCUGCAGGCCGUGCUCCUCACCUGCCUCUACCUGUCCUACUCCUACAUGGGCAACGAGAUCUCCUACCCGCUCAAGCCCUUCCUGGUGGAGAGCUCCAAGGAGACCUUCUGGGACCGCUGCCUCUCCAUCAUCAACCUGAUGAGCGCCAAGAUGCUCCAGAUCAACUCGGACCCGCACUACUUCACUCAGGUGUUCGCUGACCUGAAGAACGAGAGCCAGAAAGAGGAGGAGAGGAGCCGCCUGCUCAUCGGCCUGGACCGGUGA